AUGGGUUAUGUACUCAUAUUGUUAAUACUCUUUGUCGUCAUAUAUGCACUUGGGUAUUUGAUUUAUAAAAGUUAUUUCUAUUGUCCACCAAUUGAGCAAAAGCAAUUAAGAAAUAAAUGUGUCAUAAUAACUGGAGUAUCACGUGGCAUAGGUGAAGAAUUAGUCUAUGAAUAUGCACGUUACAAUUGUCGUCUUAUAUUGGCUGCACGUAGUAUUGAUAUACUAAAAAAUCAAGUUGCUCAAAAAUGUCUUUCAUUAGGUGCAACACAAGUUGAAUGUAUUCAAUUUAAUGCAUCAACAGAACAAGCAUGUAUUGAACUUAUUAAAAAAACAAUUGAAUAUUCUUGUACUUAA
This is a messenger RNA of Rotaria sp. Silwood1, 354 nucleotides long. NCBI's taxonomy places the organism in Eukaryota, Metazoa, Rotifera, Eurotatoria, Philodinida, Philodinidae. The record is from the annotation of a GenBank genome assembly.